Aplosporella prunicola CBS 121167 is the source of this 892-nucleotide messenger RNA. RefSeq lists its product as uncharacterized. The transcript has a single exon. The record is from RefSeq and is a predicted model, not a curated record. Lineage: Eukaryota; Fungi; Ascomycota; Dothideomycetes; Botryosphaeriales; Aplosporellaceae. The coding region runs from base 184 to 651 and encodes 155 amino acids.
GGCGGCAGGAAAAGGCCGUCCUUCCGGCGGACUGGUAUCAUUCGGCAACGGCGGGGUGCAGGUACUGAGGUCAGUAGCGGAGGACGUCGAGGACCCGGGGUAUAUUAAUCUGCAGGACCCAUCCUCGCGCCAUUAUCGCGGGUAGCCGCCCGUCAUGCGGCGCGCUCGAUUCGUCGGGAGAGCAUGCAGUCGGUUUAUUCGGAACGGGCGUCCCGAGGCAGCAUCCGAGGUCGGUAUCGGCAGAGGUCGAGGGCAGAGGGGACGGGAGCGUGGGGACUGGGGAGUCGUUGUCGACGUUGGCAGCGAUCGGCUAUUCUCUGGUCCAGGAGCACCCCUGCGCCAAUCCCGUCAAGCAACUGUCAGCGCAAAGGGUGGAGAGAUGUCAUACAUGGCAUGCCUGAGGCCACCGUGAACGCCGUGCGACGCUGCCACGCUCGCAAGUCGCAAGGUACCUUUUUUCCCUCCGCAACGUCACCGGCGGCGAGACGGAGACGACGACGACGACGACGACAUGGAACGGCCGACUUCAGGGGCUCAACGUCGAGUCGAGUCCCCACGCUGUCGAGCGAUGGAAGCAUGGCCCAAACAACGGUUGCUUUUCCGCCUCGUGCCUGUGCGUUUGCCCGUGAGCUUGACAGGUCGCCAUGUUAAUUUCGAGGCCGGCCGUGGCGGCGGACGGGCCACCCACGACAGGUAGGCGCAACCUUAACGCUUGUCAGAGAGUCUAGAGAGGGAAAAUGGCACGUCCCCACCACGCAGAUGAAGAUGGACCUGCGGGCCGUUGCAGUGGUGCUGGGCGGGGGGGCGCGCGCGCACCCUGAGUCUCGAGUCCUCCCAGCUACCAAUCCUGGCCCGCGCCUACAUAAUCUCAGUCCCCGGCCCUUUGCGCGGG